Messenger RNA from Vanrija pseudolonga, 2148 nucleotides. RefSeq names its product Cytochrome P450 monooxygenase FUM15. NCBI's taxonomy places the organism in Eukaryota, Fungi, Basidiomycota, Tremellomycetes, Trichosporonales, Trichosporonaceae. Bases 221 to 1942 code for a protein of 573 amino acids. Gene Ontology annotation, molecular function: iron ion binding; monooxygenase activity; heme binding. The transcript has 4 exons. The record is from RefSeq and is a predicted model, not a curated record.
GGCUAUCUUGAUCUUUCUUGCUCUCCUAAACCCCGCACUCCCCAGCCUUGUCCAGGUCGUAGCCGCCGGCGUGGACGCUCACUAAUUGCCGCGGGUGCCGUCGCUUCAGCGAGAGAUCUGUUGCUGCGCCGCGGAUUAACAGCGCCUCGUCACUCCACGCCGGCUUCUUUAAACGUGCCAUCGACGACAAUUGACUUUUGCCAACACCACACUCCCCACCAUGUCGUCGACAGUAGCCAGCUACCUCGACAGCAUCCCCGUGCUGCCGGCCCUCGUGGCGGCACACCCCACCAUCGCCAAGACGGUCGGCGCGAUCGCCCUCCUCGUCCUCGGCGUAUACAUCUACCUGUUCCCGUACCGCGAGGCGACGCUCACCUUCCGCAACCUGCGCGGACCCGCCCGCACCUCGCUGGUAUGGGGCAACCUGGGCGAGAUCAUCAAGGCGCCCCCGUGCGGCAAGCACGACGAGUGGAUCGCAGAGUACGGCCACACGAUCCGCUACACCAUGAUGUUUGGCGAGAGCCGUAUCGUCACUACCGACCCCGUGGCGCUCGGCUUUAUCCUGCAGCACUCUUACGACUUUAUCAAGCCCGAGCGCACCAACCAGUUCCUCGAGCGCAUGCUCGGCAACGGCGUGCUCACCGCCGAGGGCGAGGUGCACCGCCGCCAGCGCCGUGUGCUGAACCCCGCCUUCGGCCCCGCCGCCAUCCGCGACAUGAGCCCCGUGUUCUACGACAAGGCGUACGAGCUCCAGCGCAAGUUUAACACGUUCAUCGAGGACGAGGCGGCGGCGGAUGCCGACGUGACUUCGCCCACCCCCGCCAAGGACGUCGACAGGGUGCCGGGCGCACGCAAGAUUGACAUCAUGCGAUACCUGGGCCAGACGACACUUGACGUGAUCGGUGUCGCCGGGUUCAACUAUGACUUCAAGACGCUCAGCGAGAGGCGUAACCCGCUGGCCGAGGCGUUCAACGCCAUGUUCCAGAGCGGCACUCGGAUCACGGCGCUCGGCAUUCUUCAGAACUUCUUCCCCAUCCUCGACUUUAUUAAAACCAAGCAGACCCGCGUCGUCAAGGCGUCCCGCGACAAGACUAUCCAGAUCGGCAACGAGAUUGUCGACGAGAAGAAGAAGGCCAUCCGCGAGCUCGGCUCGGUCGAGAAGGACUCUGACCUCGGCAAUGACCUCCUCGGACGUCUGAUGAAGGCCAACAUGGCGCCCGACCUCCGCCCAGAGCAGAAGCUCACCGACGCCGAGGUUCUGGCCCAAAUCACGACCUUUAUGCUCGCCGGCAACGAAACCACGUCGACGGCCCUCACGUGGUGCCUGUACCGCCUCGCGCAGUACCAGCACUACCAGGACCGGCUGCGCGACGAGAUCCGCGCCGUGGGCGAGGAGCAGCCGUCCGAGGCGGUGGUCAACGCGCUGCCGUUCCUCGACAAGAUUGUGCACGAGAGCCUGCGCCUCGACUCGCCGGUGCCCGGCACGAUCCGCAUGGCGAACAAGGACAUGGUGGUGCCGUUCGGCACGCCGGUGCAGGGCCGCGACGGCAAGAUGAUUGACAGUGUGCUGUUGAAGAAGGGCGUGCAUGUGUUUAUGCCCAUUCUCACGACCAACCACGCCACCGACAUCUGGGGUGCCGACGCGGCAGAGUUCAACCCGGACCGUUACUCGCGCGAGGGCAUCCCCAAGGAGCAGAUCCCCGGCGUGACCUACGGCAACUUGCUGACCUUUAUCGGCGGCGCGCGCAACUGCAUCGGGUACAGGUUUGCCCUCGCCGAGAUGAAGGUUAUUCUCUAUGUGUUGAUCAGGUCGUUCAAGUUUGACCUGUUGAAGUCGAACCCGGAGUAUGAGAGGAAGGCACAGAUUGUCAUGCGCCCCCGCGUCGUGGGCGAGGAGGACGCCGGACUGCAGAUGCCUCUGCUGGUCAGCGUGGCGGAGUAGGGCGGGGACUUCGGCCUGCCGAGCAUAUGACGGGCCAAGCAUCAACCCAACCCUGCGCCGAGCUAGACCCGAGACGACUCGCUCAACCCGAAAAGCACCACUACGCGCACGCACCACUCACCCGCGGCCGGCCGUCGGCCUAUGUAGUACUUGCAUCAGUAUCAUCAACAGUAGUAUAAGAUCAAUGGACGAUUGAUCGUAUCGGA